AAAUCCGCGGGAACGCUUUAGAAUUAGGGAUUUAGGACCAAUUGUUGUUUCCGUUCAACAAUGGCGGAUCGUUCAGAGAACCCUAACCCUAAAUUGACAUUAACCAACCAAAAUCACUUUGAAACAAAGAAAGAGGAGGGGAAGAAGAAGCUGAAAAAGAAGAGUGAGUUUGAGUUCUGCAAGGUCUGUAAGCUGAACCACAACCAAGGGCCACGUCAUAAGUAUUUCCCUAACCACAAAGCCGCUCACUCCUCAUUCCUCUCUCGAUUCGAAAAUAAGAUCAAUGACGUUCGUUUUUUCUUGAAAAACCCUACCAUUCUUCGACCCGAACACACAGAUCGCAAUCGAUUUUGGUGCGUCUUUUGCGAUACGGAUGUUGACGAACGCGAUAGCUCUUUUGGUUGUGAAAAUGCUAUUAAUCACAUGGCGGGCGCACAUCACUUGAAGAAUUUGAAGCAUUUUCUCUGGCAAUACGGUGGUAAGAUGGAACAAUUGGACAAAUAUAGGAUAUCAGAAACUGAUCUAACUAAGUGGGAGAAGAAGUGUGAGUCUUUGAAGGAUGAAGCAAUGGCUGCUUGUAUUGAAGAAUCUUGUGGAGUUGUAUAUGGAGCUUCAAAUGAUAUCCACAAUUAUGUCAACUAAAAAAUUAAUAAUCUUGGACAAAAUACUCUUAAGAGUCUCAAACCAAGUUAUUCAAAUGUUGUUUUGCCUUUACAAUACAAUACAAAUGAGUAUCAGAUAUCUAAUUCAAGAUUCCCUGAAGUUGCAAACAUUGGGUCAAGUUUUCAUGAGGCUAACUUUUCUUUGCACGUGGGUAUGCAUUCCAAUAUGAGUUUGUUGAACUCGAAUGAUUUGACAGCUAUUAGCAGUAGUCAACAAAAUCUUCUUUACAACAGUGGAAUAUACUCUGGGAAUGUUUGCCUCGGCAAUGUUGGGGUCUGCCAAACGUAUCAGAGUGCAAGUAUGGGUAAUGGAGAAAACAGUUCCCAAGGUUUGCGGAGUUUAAUGCAAGUCUCUUCCAUUUCAACAAUAGAUGCUGGAGGAAAUGUGCAUUCUGGAGCACCCCCUCCCUGGUUUGAAGCAUCUGAUCAAACCUCUCUAAAUAAUCAAGUAAAACCAGCUUUAAAUACCUUUAUGUUGUCAAACAAGUCAUUGAAUUCCCGUAAGUUGAAUCCAAAAAGGGUUGGGGUUGCUUGGGCUGAAAAGCGAAAGAUGGAGCUGGAGAAAGAGAAGAGAGGGGAGAUUGUUGAGAGUGAUUGUGAUGCUAACUGGCUUCCUAAUGUCGGUAGAGUUUGGGAGUCAGGUAGCCGGAAGGAAUCUAGAAAAGAAUUUGAGAGUGAAAAACAGAAGUUCCUCAAGGUUGAAAGUCACUUUGAGAUGCCAGUUAAGAUACAGUCUUACAUCAGUAAACGAAUGCGAAAACAUUCUGGUGAACUAUGACCAGUGAUUUUGCAAGGAAGACGACUCACAAUGCUGACAAUCAAAUAAUCAAGUAGUGUUCUUUUGUUUUUCCCCUCUACGGUGAAUUUGAAUUUUCACUAUGAGAAACUUUGAGGGAAGAAAGGAGUAGGUCAUGGACUCCUGGUGAUUUCUCCCUGUGAUAUUUAGCCGAUUCCCUAAAUGUAUUAUUUUUCCAUCUCUGAAAGUUGUGUACAGUGUGCAGCAGAAUAAAUAAUUUUCCAUUUCGUGCACUCAUUUACUUGUCUCACAAAUGUAUAUGUAUGUCUCUGUUGUUUCUGAAGCAAUCAGAUUUGCUAUUCUGGAUUGGGACAAUGGAUUUCCUAGCUUUGGUGCCCAGAUUAAUAUAAUCGGCAAACCUUACCAAGGGCUUAUUUCCGUUGGUAUAUCAUGAGAUUCAACUCAUGCAAGAUUAUAAUGAAAACUGUUAGUACUUACCAAGUGCCAUAUAUAAUAUUUAUAUAUCUAUGUGUAUAUGUUCUCUAAAUUUACACAUGAAGAAAAUAUGCAGCAAGGCAGACGCACACUUCAGUUCCAG
This is a messenger RNA of Hibiscus syriacus, 1996 nucleotides long. RefSeq names its product TITAN-like protein. The record is from RefSeq and is a predicted model, not a curated record. Lineage: Eukaryota; Viridiplantae; Streptophyta; Magnoliopsida; Malvales; Malvaceae.